UGUGAAUGAAUUCUAUUCCAGAUUUUACAUAGUAGUGGACAUAGCCAAUCUGUUAGUCAAAUGCCUGUUAUACUAAUUCCGUUACAUUUCGACCGAGACCAGGCUCUGAGGAUACCUUCUUGUCAAAGAUCGGUGGUCCUUCGGCCAUUUUGUACCCAGGAUUUCAUGACGGGUGUACCUGCAGUACCUGGCAAACAACUCCCCGUUGAGGUUGUGAGAAAAAUGGUCCAAGAAGUAGUACAAGUACCGGGUAUUUCAAGAGUUCUUUAUGAUUUGACGUCGAAACCACCGGGUACAACAGAAUGGGAAUGACCUUCCAUAUGUUUGGUUAGACAAUGUAAUUUUUUAGUUCCCAGUUUUGAAUUGAUACAUAUGUACAGUUAACGUUUUUUAUUAUUUGGUUAUUGCAAUUGCCAGUUUGAAUUAUAAAAAGUGAAGUAUGUUGAA
Leptinotarsa decemlineata (Colorado potato beetle) is the source of this 447-nucleotide messenger RNA. Its product is annotated as GMP synthase burgundy. Lineage: Eukaryota; Metazoa; Arthropoda; Insecta; Coleoptera; Chrysomelidae. The record is from RefSeq and is a predicted model, not a curated record. Gene Ontology annotation, biological process: GMP biosynthetic process. Gene Ontology annotation, molecular function: GMP synthase (glutamine-hydrolyzing) activity; ATP binding; GMP synthase activity. Gene Ontology annotation, cellular component: cytosol.